CACUUGCCAAAGAAUGAACAAGUCUUGCAUCUCUUUAUGCAACCAUGUGUAGCAGAAUGAGAUAGGAUGAUGGACACUCAGAUGUAAUGUGUAGGAAACAUCUGAUGGGACAAUAGUUCCUCUCCACACACAGGAAAAGGUUUGGGUGUUGCACAACAUCACACAUAAAGCACACUUCUCCCUGCAGCUGCUUCAAAAUGGCCGAGUGCGUCCCCCCCCGGUGAGGGUCACAUCGAUGUGGAGGUUGGAGUGUAUCAGGUGUUCCCCGGAGCUCAGCCCCAGGACGCCGCUGUGGAGGAGACCCCAAAGACCAAGCUCCUCCUCCCUCUUCUCCUCUCUGUGGCUCUGCUGUGUGUUCUGCAGGCUGUUCUCAACAUCUCUCUGAGACUCUCUCUCAGUCAGCCUGCUGCUGGAGGUGAGCAGAUCAGCUGUCCUGAGGGCUGGCUGAUGUUCGGCUCCAGCUGUUACUUCUUCUCCACCCAGAGGAGGAGCUGGGAUGACGGGCGGAGGGACUGUGAGAAGAGAGGAGCUGACCUGGUGAUCAUCGACAGCCGGCAGGAGCAGGCCUUCCUCACUGGAUUCAGCCCAGCAGCCUGGGUCGGGAUGACGGACAGAGAGAGGGAGGGAACCUGGGUCUGGGUGGACGGGACCCCGGUGAACAGACAGAGCUUGCUGUGGGCCCCUGGGCAGCCUGAUGACUCGUUGGGAGGAGAAGACUGCGGUGACCUUCGCACCAUGACUCAGUUCCUCGGCCUGAACGACGUCAACUGCAUCGUCAGACUACAGUGGAUCUGUGAGAAGAGCCUGACGGAGCUCUGAUGAGUGUGUGUGCAGGGCCGUCCCUCCCUACAGGCAACGAUGCAUUUCAAAUUAACCCAGGCUUUCUUCUUCUAUGGUAACCAUCUCUAUUUGGUUGGUCUUUUGUACAAAAAACAUCGAUAGCCGCCUACAUUUUUUUUACAGCAAAGCACAUCCUGUUACUAAUCUUUUAAAUUCACAAAUAAUGUACUUUUUUUACUACUCGGUUAGCACUCUCAUUCCCUCACUUUUGUUUCUAACUUGAUAACAUCAUUAUUCAUUCCUAAUGCUUAAUUGACAGUGCAAAAUAAACAAUUGUCAACAUU
Messenger RNA from Gymnodraco acuticeps, 1124 nucleotides. RefSeq names its product CD209 antigen-like protein E. The record is from RefSeq and is a predicted model, not a curated record. NCBI's taxonomy places the organism in Eukaryota, Metazoa, Chordata, Actinopteri, Perciformes, Bathydraconidae. The transcript has 5 exons. The coding region runs from base 448 to 819 and encodes 123 amino acids.